Molecule: messenger RNA, 1290 nt
Organism: Eruca vesicaria subsp. sativa (arugula)
Lineage: Eukaryota; Viridiplantae; Streptophyta; Magnoliopsida; Brassicales; Brassicaceae
Source: the annotation of a GenBank genome assembly
AUGGAGAUAGCCGCCACUAACACCGUCUCCGUCGCGCUGCAAACGCGCCUACUACUGUCAAACACCUUCUCCAAGAAGCUUUGUUCCGUCUCUUCUCUUCCAUUCCGUUCCAGCGAGAGAGAACAUCGCGUUGUGAGCGCUAGGCUUCGCGUGUCUGCGACCUCCUCAAUGGACGCCUCCCUCACUGCCGAGAAAAUAUCUCCGGCGAGUUUUCUCGACAAGAGAGAAUCGAAAAAAGUUGUCCAUUUCGUGAAGUAUCAUGGUCUCGGCAACGACUUCAUUCUGGUGGAUAACAGAGACUCAUCGGAACCUAAGAUCACUCAAGACCAGGCGGCGAAGCUCUGCGAUAGAAACUUCGGUGUUGGUGCUGAUGGAGUGAUUUUUGCAAUGCCGGGAGUCAAUGGCACAGAUUACUCCAUGAGGAUAUUUAAUUCAGAUGGAAGUGAACCAGAGAUGUGUGGUAAUGGAAUUCGAUGCUUUGCAAGGUUCAUUGCUGAGCUUGAGAACUUGCAAGGGAAACAUAGUUUUACAAUACAUACGGGAGCUGGCCUGAUUGUUCCAGAGAUUCAAGAUGACGGACAAGUUAAGGUUGACAUGGGCAUACCGAUUCUCAAAGCACAAGAUGUGCCCACUAAGUUGCCUGGGACCAAAGGUGAAGCUGUUAUUCAGGCAGAACUAGUUGUUGAUGGAGUGAACUGGAAUGUGACUUGUGUUAGUAUGGGCAAUCCUCACUGUAUCACAUUUGGUACAAAGCGUGGACCGAAUCUGAAGGUUGAUGAUUUGAACUUGCCAGAGAUCGGUCCAAAGUUUGAGCAUCAUGAAAUGUUUCCAGCUCGAACUAACACAGAGUUUGUGGAAGUCUUGUCACGUUCUCAUUUGAAAAUGCGUGUCUGGGAGCGCGGAGCAGGAGCAACUUUGGCAUGUGGAACUGGAGCUUGCGCUCUGGUUGUUGCAGCAGUCCUUGAAGGUCGAGCCAACAGGAAAUGCACGGUGGAUCUGCCGGGCGGACCACUGGAGAUAGAGUGGAGGCAGGAAGACAACCAUAUCUACAUGACGGGUCCUGCAGAAGCUGUCUUCUACGGAUCAGCACUGCUCUAAGGGUCAUUGACCUGUCUCUCACCGUUGUUGUUCUAAUCUAAACGUGCUAAGCUCUUCCCUCGCCUCCUUGAUCAUGUUUCAUGGAACUGAUUCAUGAAUAUUGUUUAUGUGCUUGUAUUAUUUUCAGAGUAAAGUCUCCAAACCUUCUAAAUGUUUGCGUUUUUUGUUCAAAAUUUUAAAUCAUUCACUCUC